Molecule: messenger RNA, 4667 nt
Organism: Pan troglodytes (chimpanzee)
Lineage: Eukaryota; Metazoa; Chordata; Mammalia; Primates; Hominidae
Gene: CEP70
Product: centrosomal protein 70
Exons: 19
Coding region: 2203-3996 (597 amino acids)
Biological process (GO): regulation of microtubule cytoskeleton organization; cilium assembly
Cellular component (GO): centrosome
Molecular function (GO): gamma-tubulin binding
Source: RefSeq, a predicted model, not a curated record
GACCAGCGCAGGAGGCCGCCCCUCCCGCCGCCACGGACCCAACCCUGGUCCUCUGCCUUAGCCGAAGGCCGCACCCUCCGCGCAUAGGCCUUCCUCAGCCCCAACCCAGGACAUCACUAUGUCCCGCAGUGCGUCCAGUCUUCCCGCCAGCAAGUGUGGGUAGGAGCCGGCCGCUGGCCCCGCUCUGGGCUAGACGGUGGGGACAUCCUGGCGGGCAAAAACAGCCCUGUGCCUGCUCUGCAGCUAUGGGGAAGGAAUAUCUGUUCAUGGCAGCAAUAGCAUUCGCUCCUUAAAACCUCUUUAUGGAGUCUCAUUCCUUUUUUAAAGACCCAAACUACUUAAGGUGGGCAUGAAGCCCCCAUGUGUGAUCUAGCCCCUGCCUGCUUGGCUUCAUUUAGGUCCUUAAAGGAUGCAGGUUUCUUCUCGCCCAGGGCCUCUGCAAAUGCUCUUCUCUCUGCCUGGACACUCCUCACCUCUUCCCUGUUGUCUCCAGUUUUAUUCAAAUAGCCAUGUCUCCACCUUGCAACUCAUGUGACUCAAAGAGCGCUGACACCAUUGCCAAUUCCAAUUGUCAUAGCUCCUUUUCACUUCUGGAACCCAGGCUUAAGCUGUCUGUACAUUUCCCAGGCAGUUACUGGUAAAGAGGAAGAGUGUGUGCCUGUGUGAACUUAUCGGCUCAAAAAACCAGAAGGAAAGGUUUUAGAUGAAAAAGAAAGUAUGUGGUCCUGAUUUCUCCAAGUAGACAUCUGGAAAAUCACGUUAGUAUGAAUUUGAAGUCUACCCUUUUUUUUUUACAACAAAGCAGAGACUAAUAGCAACUGGGUCCUUGUUAACUUGCUUAGCCACUGAAUUAAUCAAAUUCUCCCUUGCCUCUGAGCUUUCUGUUAUGCGAGAUAAGCAACUUCUUUAUUUUUUAGGAAGACAAUUUAACUCAGAUUUUAUAUCACGUGCAUCCAAAAUAAUAAUAACUGACUCAAAGAUGUUUGGCCUCUACAAUUAGGGCAGCCAUUCUCAGAAGAGUAUGCAAGGGCACCCUAUUAUCUUGGAAAAGGGAAGCACUGAGACUAUUUGCAUUUUGAGAACUGAAAAUGCAAUCUGCUAACCAUCGUUAGAGUGAAUAUCCAGGUAUGGAAAGCACAGUGGGUAGGCGUAGGUUGGGGUAGGGACAUGUUUGCAUGGGGCAAACACAGAGAUCAAACCUAAGUGUAGUCCCAGCUGCCUGGAAGAAGGCUAAGAAGGGUCUGAAAGUAUUGAGCUCCAAGAGCCCUUGGAUCUCCUGAUGAGAGACCCUUGGCUGAUGCCCUAGAUGGGACAUCCCUGUUGGCUACUGUGGGACCUGCAUCAUUUGACUGCAACACAGUCUGUUGCAACAUUUGACUGUAACACAGACCUACAUCAUUUGACUGAUUUGAAAAGACAAGUUGUCAACAGCGACACCAUGUGGCUAUAAGAUGCAAUGACAAUGGUGGACAGUUACAGCCUCAGGUAGGGCCUGACGCUUCGUCGAGAUGUGGAAAAUGCUGAAUGGGAAGAUGAACUGUCAUCAACAAAUAUUUAUUGGGGUCCUCCAAAUGUCAACUGCUACAGUGGUCAUUCAGGUCUGGAACAUCGAGAACAUGCUGACCCGUACCCCAGCAAGAGCUCGUAGUCGCGGCGGGGUAGGGGGCGAGAGAGAGGGCAGUCUCUGGUGGCCAGGUAACCCAGGCUUCACUUUCACCCACGGCCACAAGUAUUUCUGACGUCUUCUGGGCAAAUAAGCCUCCAUGUAAGUGACAGGGCACCCAAGGAGUGCGUUGGAAGCGCCAGCGUGCCCGAGACCAGCACAUCGCACCGACGCCUUCGUUCGCGGUAAGCCCCGCCCCCCGUAGUGAGCCAACCGGAGGGCGCGGGGCGGACCCAGCUUCCCGGAGAGGCUGGAGAGAAUCGUUUGGGGGCAUUCGCAGGCCAAAGAGGGGCUGGCCCUCGACGCGCUCGGGCUCGAUUGGCCGCCCUCCCCCGGCGGCGGUGACGGUCGCGGAGGCGGGGCCUGACGUAGCUGAUCCCAGCCUAACCUGGCCCGGCUGGCUGCUGGUGGGAGGCCGGCGACUGAGUAAGAUGAAGAUCCAGUUUCAGACAUGAGACUCGUUGGGUGAUCAUUUCAUUGAGAUCAACCUGAAUGACCAGGUGUAAAGUGCAAGAGUAAUAUGCUAUGACUGAGUAACUAUGUUUCCGGUAGCCCCUAAACCCCAGGAUUCCAAUCAACCAUCAGACAGACUCAUGACUGAAAAACAGCAGGAAGAAGCAGAAUGGGAAAGCAUAAAUGUGCUAUUGAUGAUGCAUGGCUUAAAACCUUUGUCUCUAGUCAAAAGAACAGAUCUCAAAGAUCUCAUCAUUUUUGACAAACAGUCAUCACAAAGGAUGAGACAGAAUUUGAAAUUGUUGGUGGAAGAAACAUCACGUCAACAGAACAUGAUACAGGAGCUUAUAGAAACUAAUCAACAGCUUAGAAAUGAACUUCAGCUAGAGCAAAGCCGAGCAGCCAAUCAAGAACAACGAGCUAAUGACUUGGAACAAAUUAUGGAAAGUGUGAAAUCCAAAAUUGGUGAAUUGGAGGAUGAAUCACUAAAUAGGGCUUGCCACCAACAGAAUAAAAUAAAAGAUCUUCAAAAGGAGCAGAAAACUUUACAGGUGAAGUGCCAGCAUUAUAAGAAAAAACGAACGGAGCAACAAGAAACUAUUGCUUCUUUGCAAAUGGAAGUCUGUAGAUUAAAAAAGGAGGAAGAAGAUCGCAUUGUCACUCAAAACAGAGUGUUUGCCUAUCUGUGCAAAAGAGUUCCUCAUACCGUCUUGGAUAGACAGUUGCUUUGUCUAAUUGAUUACUAUGAAUCUAAAAUUAGAAAAAUUCAUACACAAAGGCAAUAUAAAGAAGAUGAAAGUCAGUCAGAAGAAGAAAAUGACUACAGAAAUCUGGAUGCUUCACCAACUUAUAAAGGCCUUUUAAUGUCAUUACAGAAUCAACUCAAGGAAUCAAAAUCUAAGAUUGAUGCACUUUCAAGUGAAAAGCUGAACCUCCAAAAAGAUUUGGAAACCAGGCCUACACAGCAUGAAUUAAGACUUUAUAAACAGCAGGUGAAGAAGCUGGAAAAAGCCCUUAAGAAAAACGUCAAAUUACAGGAGCUUAUUAGUCAUAAGAAGGCUGAGGACACAGAGAAGAAAGAUGAGCCCAGCAAAUAUAAUCAGCAACAGGCCCUAAUUGACCAGAGAUACUUUCAGGUGCUGUGUAGCAUCAAUUCAAUUAUCCACAAUCCAAGAGCUCCAGUAAUAAUUUAUAAACAGAGCAAAGGGGGAGUCCAAAAUUUUAAUAAAGAUCUUGUUCAAGAUUGUGGAUUUGAGCAUCUUGUUCCUGUAAUAGAAAUGUGGGCAGAUCAACUGACAUCCUUAAAGGAUUUGUAUAAGUCCUUGAAAACACUAUCUGCAGAACUGGUACCUUGGCAUAAUUUGAAGAAGCAGGAUGAAAAUGAAGGUAUCAAAGUUGAAGAUUUGUUGUUUAUAGUAGAUACUAUGCUGGAAGAAGUUGAAAAUAAGGAAAAGGACAGCAAUAUGCCAAACUUUCAAACUUUGCAAGCUAUUGUUUCUCACUUCCAAAAGUUAUUUGAUGUGCCUUCUUUAAAUGGAGUCUAUCCCCGAAUGAAUGAAGUUUAUGCUAGGCUUGGAGAAAUGAACAAUGCUGUGAGAAACCUCCAAGAACUCUUAGAAUUAGAUAGUUCAUCCUCAUUGUGUGUGCUAGUAAGCACUGUUGGAAAACUCUGUAGGCUGAUUAAUGAAGAUGUGAAUGAGCAGGUUAUGCAGGUAUUAGGACCUGAAGACCUCCAGAGCAUUAUCUACAAAUUGGAAGAACACGAGGAAUUUUUCCCAGCAUUUCGGGCAUUUACUAAUGAUCUACUUGAAAUCUUAGAAAUUGAUGACUUGGAUGCCAUUGUACCUGCAGUAAAGAAAUUAAAAGUACUUUCAUACUGAAAACAAAUCAAAUCAUUUUUACUGUGUAAAUUGUAUUCUUAACAUUUUGUAUUUUGUAGGAUUGAUCUUAUUUUGAGACAAGGGUUGUAAAAUGUAUUUGCUCUCAGAAUUCAUCCCCUUCUUAGUAUUAGGUCAUUCUUCAUCUCUAUAAUUUUUAUUAACUUUGAGAUUCUUAUACAGAAAAUAGUUGCAAGGGUAAGGUAAUUAACUUUAGAUCCCUUCAUUUCUAAAGCAAUUAUUGAGUGCUUAAAAUUUAAGGUUGUUUUAGAGUGGAGUUUGUGAGUAAAAGAGGAGCCCAGGGAGACAGAUUGCAAGUAGUAGGUUGCAAUCUUUUAGAUUCAGCUUGUAGUAAUAUUUGAGCCACACCAAAAGGAAUGCCAAGGGCUCUCUAAAUUUAGCCAGUAGGAAGCUACUGCUCUCCUGGCAAGGAUUAAUUGGCACAUUCUGUUAAGAUAUCCCUCAUGGCAGUUGCCCUUUCAAAGCAGGAGGAAGAAAAGGAAGAAAGAAAAACUGUUUCAUCAUUUCUGUUAGGGUAGGAAAUGAAUCAUAGGGUAAAAUGGAUGAGUAGAUAGAAGUCUCUCAUUUAAAAAGUGUCUUUUGCAAUCUUGAUGUAAUGCACUUUUUAUAAGGACUUGAGAUCUCAAAUAAAAUUUUUGUAAAGAAUUUCCAAA